Rhineura floridana is the source of this 2727-nucleotide messenger RNA. It is a transcript of the gene DYNC1I1, whose product is annotated as dynein cytoplasmic 1 intermediate chain 1. The transcript has 17 exons. NCBI's taxonomy places the organism in Eukaryota, Metazoa, Chordata, Lepidosauria, Squamata, Rhineuridae. Gene Ontology annotation, biological process: transport along microtubule. The coding region runs from base 199 to 2085 and encodes 628 amino acids. Gene Ontology annotation, molecular function: dynein heavy chain binding; dynein light chain binding. Gene Ontology annotation, cellular component: cytoplasmic dynein complex. The record is from RefSeq and is a predicted model, not a curated record.
GAGCAGCAGCAGGAGCAGCGCCGAUUCGCAUCCUGCAGCCAAGAGAGGGGCGCCGGGCGUUAAGCAUCCUUUCCCCGCCCAGUUGGGGCCAGCCAGGGAUCCACUCUCCCUCUUUUUGGCACCUCUCCGGACGCAUCCUGCCUGCCCCGGGUUAAGGCAGCACGCAGAGGCUUGGAUUAUCCAGGCAAGAGAAUCAUCAUGUCAGACAAAAGUGAUUUAAAAGCGGAGCUUGAACGCAAAAAGCAACGUUUGGCUCAGAUAAGAGAGGAAAAGAAACGGAAGGAAGAAGAAAGGAAAAAGAAAGAGGCAGAUUUUCAGCAAAAGAAAGAACCAACUCAGGAAGAUUCUGAUCUAGACCGGAAGAGAAGGGAGACAGAAGCUUUACUGCAGAGCAUUGGCAUUUCUCCAGAACCACCUCUAGUCCCAACCCCUAUGUCUCCCUCUCCGAAAUCAGUGAGCACUCCCAGCGAAGCCGGAAGCCAAGAUUCGGGAGACCUGGGACCCAUAGGAAGGACCCUGCAGUGGGACACAGACCCUUCAGUGCUGCAGCUUCAGUCUGACUCUGAACUUGGCCGCCGCCUACACAAACUGGGGGUGUCAAAGAUCACCCAAGUGGAUUUCUUGCCUCGGGAAGUGGUGUCCUACUCCAAGGAGACGCAGACCCCUCUGGAUACUCACCGGUCUGAAGAGGAUGAUGAAGAUGAGGAAUUGGUUGAACCAAAAGCACAGAAUGACUCUGAGAUAGAAACUCAAGAAAAGAAGCAAGACGCGAAGGAAGCUCCUCCUAGGGAACUGACAGAAGAAGAAAAGCAGCAGAUUCUCCACUCGGAAGAGUUCCUUAUAUUUUUUGACCGGACGAUACGUGUGAUUGAGAGAGCUCUAGCUGAAGACUCAGACAUUUUCUUUGACUACAGUGGGCCAGAUGUAGAAGAAAAAGAUGGAGAUGUCCAAGCUGGAGCCAACCUUUCCUUUAACCGUCAGUUCUACGAUGAGCACUGGUCUAAGCAUCGGGUCGUCACUUGUAUGGACUGGUCCCUUCAGUACCCUGAGUUAAUGGUUGCUUCAUAUAACAACAAUGAAGAUGCUCCACAUGAACCUGAUGGAGUGGCCUUAGUUUGGAACAUGAAAUUCAAGAAAACGACUCCCGAAUAUAUUUUCCAUUGCCAGUCUUCUGUGAUGUCUGUCUGUUUUGCCCGCUUUCAUCCAAAUCUGGUGGUUGGAGGGACCUAUUCUGGCCAAAUCGUGCUGUGGGAUAAUCGUAGUCACAGGAGGACGCCAGUUCAGCGUACACCACUUUCUGCGGCUGCUCACACGCACCCUGUAUACUGUGUAAAUGUUGUUGGAACACAGAAUGCUCACAACCUCAUUACCGUUUCAACAGAUGGCAAAAUGUGUUCUUGGAGCCUGGAUAUGCUCUCCACUCCACAGGAGAGCAUGGAGCUGGUGUAUAACAAAUCUAAGCCGGUGGCAGUUACUGGAAUGGCUUUCCCCACUGGAGAUGUCAAUAACUUUGUCGUUGGAAGUGAAGAGGGCAUCGUCUACACAGCUUGUCGUCAUGGAAGUAAAGCGGGCAUUGGUGAAAUCUUUGAAGGCCACCAAGGCCCUGUUACAGGAAUCAACUGCCACAUGGCAGUGGGUCCAGUAGACUUCUCACAUCUAUUUGUGACAUCAUCAUUUGACUGGACUGUCAAGCUGUGGACCACAAAGCACAACAAGCCGCUCUACUCCUUUGAAGACAAUGCCGACUAUGUCUACGAUGUCAUGUGGUCACCCGUGCAUCCCGCGCUCUUUGCCUGCGUGGAUGGGAUGGGCCGCUUGGAUCUCUGGAAUCUGAAUAAUGACACCGAGGUUCCAACGGCAAGUGUGACCAUUGAAGGAGCUUCUGCCCUCAAUCGUGUCCGUUGGGGCCAAGCUGGAAAAGAAGUGGCCGUCGGGGACUCUGAAGGAAGGAUCUGGAUCUAUGAUGUUGGAGAGCUUGCCAUACCACACAGUGAUGAGUGGACCCGAUUUGCCCGGACGCUGGUGGAAAUCCGGGCCAACAGGACAGACAGUGAAGAAGAAGGAACCAUGGAAAUAUCUGCCUAGAGGGGGGGGGGAGAGAGUGAUGUAUUCUUCCUUUUGUCCCCACCGGCCCUCCAUUGAUUACAGUCAUGUUCAGUGUCAAAGUCAGUAUUGCUGUGGCUUUCAAUGCCAAUGUUACCACCAGCAUUACUCAGAAUUCUGAUUCCUUCCUAUUAAUCACACUGUGCUUCAAGCAGCCUGAAAAUAUCCAGAACAUUUUCAUGCUUCAUAUUUCUUUUUAAGAAGUUUGCGAAUGAAAGGACAGAUCAAACCCAAGUGGGUUCAGUUGUUGCCUGUUAACUCCUUUAGUAGCUGCAGUAACUAGCUAGAAACCUCUGGAUAAACUUGGGCUCACGAGCAUUUCUGGCACAGUCCUAUUAAAUCCAUAUGAAGUCAGAUAUGAUUGGGUACAGAUGUGGUGUGCUUCACAACAUGGGACUGGGCCAAAGACUUUUAGAUGUGGUGUUUCACAUGGUGACUUACAUUAUGAAUGGAUGUACUAUAUGAACAUUUGCUGCUCCUUAUUUAUUGCAGUGUGCUGCAUGGAACAUAUUUAUUUGAAGGCAUUAAAAUAAACUAUCCUAAAGCAUGUGCCUAAUGAGCAAACUGUGUUGUCUCCUUAAGCCUGCCAGGGUUGAGUUCCAAACAACUAUUACUGGAUGUCAC